Williopsis jadinii is the source of this 1710-nucleotide messenger RNA. RefSeq names its product RING-H2 finger protein. The record is from RefSeq and is a predicted model, not a curated record. Bases 1 to 1710 code for a protein of 569 amino acids. The transcript has a single exon. NCBI's taxonomy places the organism in Eukaryota, Fungi, Ascomycota, Saccharomycetes, Phaffomycetales, Wickerhamomycetaceae. Gene Ontology annotation, molecular function: ubiquitin protein ligase activity.
AUGGCGCACGACUCUGGCGAGGGCCAGCAGGGACGGGCAGGCAGAUCAGCGAGCUCUGGCUCCAACAGUGGAGUUGGCAACGGGGUUAUGAGUCAGACGUCUACUGGCACGACAGGGGCAACGGCGGCACCGGUGGCAACGACAGGGGAAGCGACGAUAGCAGCAGUGCCAGCAGUGCCAGCAGCGAAUGAGUCGGCACUUCAACAGGCGUUGCACGGUGAAUCGCAUGCGCUCAGCGAGGGUGAACCGCAGAUGAGCGCAAUGUUGGAUGCUUCACAGAGAAUGGCGAACGUGAGAAGACGAAGAUCAUCGGCACAGAGCCAGAGACCGCGUCAGAGACGUAGGAUACACAGACUGGCGGAUACCCUGAGGUUCUGGAACAGAGACGGUGAGUCGAUACAGUCGCUGUUCGAUACCAUGAUUGACGAGGCCCGUGCUGACAUGGAUAGCAAUGCUACUGAUAACAACAACGUGCGGAUAGCAACAGGCGCUUCCGCCGCUGUUCCAGCACCUUCUGGUAACAAUGAUGCAUUGCCUCGUUCACCCUCUGGCGAUGCCUCUGGAAGAGAGGAUGAAAUUGCACACUUUAUGGAUGAGCUGGAUAGCAUAGCCUCCAGAUUAGGAAACACGGCAGCUGCUAGGGCAACCCAAAAUAGAUCGCUCUCAGGAUCCGCUGACUCCAACGACUCAGGCACAACUCAAGGGUCAUUAUCGUUCGACAACCAGGUUGAAAUGCUUUCAAGGCUCUUGGAACUGGCAGCUUCGUCUGCUCUUCGAGGGCUAAUGGGAUCAUCGGUGGUCAAUGGUCGUCGUUUUGAUAACACUUCGAGAUCAACAGGCGACAAUGGUGCACCACAGGACUCGACGUACCAAGAGUUCGUCACACAAUUGCACCAUGGACUGCUAAACACUGAGCUCACUCGUAACGCUGGCUCGGACAAUAUGUCCUUCUUUAGAGCGUUUAGAUUCGACAGUGAAACCUCUCAAGGCGCAAAUGGUAACCAAACAGCAAAUGAGCACUCUGUUGUACCUGUGAUGAUCAUUGGGCUACGCUCGGUACAACAACCCCGAGACACCACAGCCACGACAUCCAAUAGCACACCACAACCAGAGAAUGUUGACUGGUUUAUGCGUGGUGAGAACAGCAGACCUCCAACAACUUCUGCAAAUCCAACAGCAUCACAUCCAACAUCACCAACACUAUCUCCAUCGUCAUCAGAAACAACAACAAGGUCUACUUCAACGCCACAGGAUGAAGACUCGGCUGCACAUACCUCUUGGGUGAUAUUUGUAAUGGGCAACUCAUUCGAAUGGAACCAUCCGUUAUUAUCAGCCCCCUCAUUGAUGUCUGAAAACCCAACUUACGAGGACUUGUUGAACUUGCAAGACUUGAUUGGUCAAGUCAAACCACAAGUCACCACCGCUGAAGAGUUGGAAAAACACGACUGUCAAUUGUUUGAAAUCGUUAGCACUGAGUCAUCUAGUCUAAGAACAACACAGUAUAAGACCUUAGACCAUACAGCUUUGAACGACAGGUGUCAAAUUUGUCUAUCCGACUACCAGUGUAACGAAAUUGUUCGCAAGUUGCCGAAUUGCGGACACUUCUACCACCAAACAUGUAUAGACACUUGGUUGACAAGGGGUAAGAAUAACUGUCCCUUGUGCAGAUCCAAGGGAAUCCAAUCACAAGAUGAUACCACAGCGUCAUGA